CCUCGGUUUUUACUGCCCCUGGUGGUAUUGACUUUUUUUAGUUACAUAUCUUCGAGAGCAGUCACUGAAGAGGGAGAAAUUGGUACGCAUUUUUAAGGUUAAUACUGGACGCGAUGAUCAUGCCAUUAUGUUGUUUGAUGAUUACUUGAGUCAGAUUGAGCAUGUCAUUAAGAGAGUGGAAGAAAAGAAGCAACAAAAUCUUCCCGUUUUUGAAUGGUUCAAGGCACACGUCAUUUCUUCAAAGCUGGAUCCUUAUAUCAGUCAUCAUGAACUUUGCUCUCUUCUCUCACUGGGGGGAAAAGUGGAAGAUGAGCAUGUCUCCCUCUUGAUAAAUGGAGGCCUUCUUACUGGCCAACUUAUUGAUCUAAACAUGUACUGGUUUGCAAUUCCGAAUGUUGGACUAGUGCUCAAGGGGAUUUCACAAGGAAGAAAUGAGCUUUUAUCUUUACUCAACCGAAGAAAUUUCAAAGAGAUGACAAUGGCCACUCUCGAAAAGAAACGCCUUCGACUUUCACCCUUAGAUAUGAGAUUUCAUCUCCGCGAUUUGAUAGGAUCUGGUCGUCUCAGAACUGUCGAGACAUCUAGUGGCUUGAUUGUCAGGGUCUCAAAAGAUUGAAACUCUGGAUCAUGUGUUUUAGAUACUGAUUUAUUUGCAAUGCUUCAAGUGAUGAUCAGUCCAGCCUGUUCUCCUGCCUAAUUUAUGGAUCUAAGAAGGACAAUUUGAUUGAUCCGAGAUGCUCGUGGAAGAAGAAUAUCCUUUGCUUUAAUCAAGGGCCAGGAUUAAACCAAAAAAGAAAACAAAAGAAAACAAAAAUGUGUGAUGACAUUCCCAGGUACUGUGAUUCUGGCCUUUCCCCUCUUGUUAUUAUGUUAUAGAAUUGAUCCAAGUGAUGAUGUGAGAGGGAUGUGUCAUUAUCACCACCCCGAACUACUCUCAUGUUAAUCCAAUUCAUAACCCCAUUUUUAACGAGCC
This is a messenger RNA of Cuscuta campestris, 973 nucleotides long. NCBI's taxonomy places the organism in Eukaryota, Viridiplantae, Streptophyta, Magnoliopsida, Solanales, Convolvulaceae. The record is from the annotation of a GenBank genome assembly.